AAAGCCAUCAGAUUUACGAUUUUGAAAACGAUUCUCACAAAUGCCCAGAACACAGGCUUACUCUCACAAUUAAAGAUUCAAAAUAACAAUUUGAUUACAUUAUUAAUUGUGAACACAGACAACAUUUCCCAGCCCUAUGAAUGGCAAAUAACUGCGAUCCCUGUUAACAUAAUGUCAAAAAGUGUGACAUUGCUUUGCAUACAUGUCUCUUUCUCUCUCUUUCUAAAUGUAAAUAGGAAAAUAUAUUCGGGUCCACGUGAGUUACAGUAUAAUGAAAAUGCAGUAAUGUAUAAAGAAUGACCGACAUAGCUUUGCAUGCAUUAUAAUUUUUUCACCUCAAUUUCUCUUUCUUUCUCUCUCUCUCUCUCUCUCUCUCUCUCACUCUCUCUCACUCUCUCUCUAUCUCGGGGAGGGGUGUGCAGGCUUUUGCUCAGUGAAAACUGAUUGGUUCUCGUAGUUCCGCGCUGUCUGGAUGUUGGAAGAUUUCACAUUUUUACGCGAAUCUGGGCAAGCGUCUCCGUGAUUCUCCUAGCGUCGACCCGCAAGGACAGACGGACGGACAGCAUCGGCGGGUAUCAUGAGGUCUCCGGGGCUCUUUAUCGGUCUACGGAGCGGUCGGGUCGCCGGUGAGAACGGAAUUCUUUAAUUUAAACGCCGCGCUUCAUACCGCCCUACACCCACGCAGACAAAAUCUGUGUUUUGCGUUCCAAAAAUAAAACGCGCACUUGGCAAACCCGAGGUCCUGCUGCAUCCAUACCCGGGGAGCGAGAGCGCACGGCUGACUCGCGCGUCCCGGUUCCGUCAUGGUUCUGUGUCAGCCGCGCGUCUGAUGGUUGCGCCCGCAUCAGCAGUAUGUCCUCGCGGAAGAUCUCCUCCGAAUCCUUCAGUUCCAUGGGCUCGGAUUAUUUGGAGAGCCCGGUUGAGGACGGAGAGUGCCCUUUCUCGCGCGUCUUCUGGAACGGCAGGAGUCCUGUGGACACGCUCUCGUGUCCGUUCGAUGACGCGGCCGUCAGCAGGAGGGUCGCGCGGCGCAAACGCGUCAAUCUGGACUCGCUCGGGGAGAGUUUAAGACGCCUCACCUCACCCACGAGCCAGACGAUUCAGCUGGCCCUGCAGAGAACGGCCGAGUAUUACAGACAGAGAGAAAUCAGUGGGCAGGAGUUUGUGAGGAGCUUGUCAGAUGAGCAGAAGUGUUUGUAUGAAAACUCGCGCUGUGACACGCAGACCGACAUUUCAGGAAUAUUGAAGUACACAGCAACUAUUUUAGGUGUGGACUUUGCAGCCGUACGAGGCCGUUUCGGAGAGGAAUUCUUUGGUCUAUGCCUGGAGGAGAACGAGAGGGUUCUGCGAGCUCUCGGCGGGAGCCUGCAGGAUUUCUUCAAUGGUUUCGACGCUCUCCUGGAGCACAUCAGAACCUCCUGCGGCCGGAGAGCUACAUCUGAGGCUCCCUCUUUCCUAUGCAAAGAUGCUCCUCAGGAGAACGAAGAGACGAACGAGGAGACAGGUGGAAGGCGAACUCUUCUCCUCCACUGCUUCAAUCCCGACCCUACAGUGGGAGUGGCCAUGCCGGGGUUGAUCCGAGCCGCCGCACGACGCAUCUACCAAACAGAUGUUUCAGUGGAGGAAGCUCCUCCAACCUGGCUGCACGCGCUCAGUGAGGACAGAGAGCUCUCGGCGGACUCCUCCCCUUCCUCGUCGCCAUCUCCGCCCUCUUCUUCAUCUCCCGCCUGUUUGUCCUUCCUCAUCCGAGAGGUCCAGACUCAACCCUCUUCAUCCUCGCACCCCACGUCCCGACAGCUGUCCCGCUCACCACUCGAUUUGCGGAUAGGUCUGAGCACGUUUUGCCGGGCCUUUCCCUUCCACCUGGUGCUGGGAGCCAACAUGGAGGUUCUGCAGGUCGGGGAGGGUCUCAGAAAACAGACCAAGAGCGACCCGCACCGAACUCUCACCUUCAUCAACAGCUUUGAGCUGGUGUCUCCCAGAAUCCCCUGCACCUUCCAGAACAUUCUGUUGCGGCUGUCCACUCCGUUCACCAUUCGGACGCAACCGGACGGGUCGGCUCUUGACAGCAGGGAGAAGGUGAUGGAGCUUAAAGGUCAGAUGCUUCACCUACCCGAAUCCAACUCCAUCAUGUUCCUGGGCUCGCCGCGAGUUGAUAGGCUGGAGGAGCUCAUGGGUCGGGGCCUGCAUCUUUCUGACAUCCCCAUGCACGACGCCACGCGUGACGUCAUAUUGGUCGGUGAACAGGCCAAAGCUCAGGACGGACUGAAGAAGCGCAUGGACAAGCUGAAGGCCACGCUGGAGAACACCCAUCAGGCUUUAGAGGAGGAGAAGAGGAGAACGGUGGACCUGCUAUACUCUAUCUUCCCCGGUGACGUGGCUCAGAGACUGUGGCAGGGACUUCCCGUUCAGGCUAAAAAGUUUGAUGACGUCACCAUGUUGUUCUCUGACAUCGUUGGCUUCACAGCCGUAUGUGCGCAAUGCACGCCCAUGCAGGUCAUCAGCAUGCUGAACGAACUCUACACACGCUUCGACUACCAGUGUGGCAUACUGGAUGUCUAUAAGAUUGAAACUAUAGGUGAUGCGUAUUGCGUGGCAGGCGGGCUUCACAAGAAGAUUGACAGCCACGCUAAGCCAAUCGCGCUCAUGGCGCUUAAGAUGAUAGAGCUGUCAGAGGAAGUGUUGACGCCCGAUGGAAAGCCCAUCAAAUUGAGGAUUGGAAUCCACUCGGGUUCAGUGCUGGCUGGUGUCGUAGGUGUAAAGAUGCCUCGAUACUGUCUGUUUGGAAAUAAUGUUACGCUGGCCAGCAAGUUCGAGUCAGGCAGUCACCCGCGCUGCAUUAACGUCAGCCCCUCCACAUAUCAACUCCUGCGAGACGACCGUUCAUUCUCCUUCAUUCCUCGCUCAGGACAGGAUCUGCCCGACAACUUCCCCAAAGAGAUCCCAGGAAUCUGCUAUUUCCUGGAGGCGGGGAAGUCCCAGAGCCACGCCUCUCUCACCAGCACUCGCUCCGCCCCCAUCCGGAAAGUGUCCUACAACAUCGGGACCAUGUUCCUACGGGAGACUAGCCUCUGAGAUGGCCUCGCCCAUUUGCGACAUCAUCACGUCUGUAGACUAGCGUUGCCCGUGGCAACUGGCUGCCCCGCCUCUCGAACGAAGCUUCAGCCCCAGAAGUAAAAAACUGACUCGGUAGACUGAGAGGAGGGCCCACACCCUGGCCCCGCCCCCUUUAGGGAGCCAUGGACAAUUGUGUUCUGAAAAGACAAUAAAAAGAAAUAUAUAUGUAGAUAUAUAUUGCAAAUAAAGCCUUCUGCUUAAUGGCAUAGCCUACUACACAAACACAUAACUCAAUAGUACACAAUAGUGCAGACUUACAAAUAAUACUGACGGACUCAUGUCUACACUAACACAACCUUUUUGCAGCAUCGCAGGUUAUAGAAAUCACAUGCAUAACUUGGUGCCUUUACCCUUGAAUACGCACGCACGCACACACACACACACACACAGUUUCAAGAACACUUACAGUAUUUAUCUCCACUAACAGACUCACAACACAAUUAUUCAAUGUUACAUCUGUUCUGUGUGUGUUUAUCUCUUAUUUAAUCCAUUGUGCUGUUUGUGUGUCUGUUACAAUGUGUGUUUGUCCUCCACUUUGUGUUGAAGUUUGCGUACACACACUAUUCACACACUGUUUUUGUUAUGAAUGGAUGUGGGUCUGUGUGACGUCUAAGGCCAGUAACACACUUCACAAGUAUGCCAAUGCAGUCGGGAAUACAACCCACUGGUCAAUGCAUUUCUAGCAUACCAUCCCGUUCAUACUUCAUAUUUUAACAUUUGUCUACUUGUGGACUUUGCAGAAAUGCACCGUAAACCUAUUUUACAAUACAAGCUUUUAUAAAGCAAGAUACAAUAAUGGAGCUUAUAACUUCUGUUGUUUGAAAUAAGUUUAACACGCCAUAACAGACAUGCAAACAUUUUAUUUGUUCCAUUUCUGAUUCAGUCUUUCUUGCUAAUCUGAUCAAUGAGAUUUUUAUAAUAUUAUUUAUGUGAAUCAAGUGCAAUCCUCAACGUUGCAAAAAAAAUAUUUUCUUAAUACUUUGUACAAAUGUCUUAAACUUCUUAAAUCAAACUUCAAACUUUUCAAUAACUACUUGAGAAGCAAAAGGACCUUGAAUUAAGCCUUUUUAUGAAAAGUCCAGAAGGUUUAAUUAAAUUUAAUUUGUGAAUUGUAACCAACAACUCACUCUAUUCCUCCCUUUCGAAGCACUAAGGUGGCUGACACAGGAUUAAGAUGUUGUCGCAUUUCCGUUUCUUUCCCGAAUGAGAUAACGUAUUUAGGGAAUGAUUUCUGUAGAGCAGUUUGUCCGUUUAGGGCUACUGUAGAAACAACAUGGUGAACUCCAUACAGGGGAUCUGCGGUGUAUGUAGAUAGAAAAAGCUCAUUCUAAGGUAAUAAAAACAUAACGCUUCAUUACGUAAGGUCUUUAUACACAUCUGAAGACAAAGUUAUGUGUAUUAUAUUGCAUUUUUGUCAAUAGAUCCUCCAAAAAAAUGACACACAGCACCUUGAAUACAUAGGAUCUUAUUUUAACGUUUAUUUUUCAUAACCCAUUGGCAGAUAUUUACCUUUUUUUGAAGCAUUAACUCAUUCGUUUGGAUCUUUCCUUAUGAAUACAAGACUUAAUAUCUUUAUUUAGCUUUUCAAGCAUCUUGAUUUAAAAGUUUUUAGAUAUUUGUACAAUAAAACCGAAGUUGAUGUCUGCCUAAAUUGUCUGCUUGUGAGCUUAAAUCGUGUACGCAGAAGAAUCACUGUCAGCGUGUCAAUAAACUUACUGCUGCAAUACUCACAUAUCACAUAAACAUAGAAUGUGUGAAGCUGGCCUUGUGUGUGUGCGUGUGUGUGUGUGUGUGUGUGUGUGAGAGACUGUAGUUUGAGGUCAUAACAUCAUGCUUAUUUUAGUCACAUCUGAUAAAACACACGAUCCCAUGAUGUGUCAGUCAUGUUUUCAAGAUGCUAAUAAAAUCUAUUCAUGCAA
Triplophysa dalaica is the source of this 5036-nucleotide messenger RNA. It is a transcript of the gene gucy1a2, whose product is annotated as guanylate cyclase 1, soluble, alpha 2. The transcript has 9 exons. Gene Ontology annotation, cellular component: guanylate cyclase complex, soluble. The record is from RefSeq and is a predicted model, not a curated record. Bases 853 to 3075 code for a protein of 740 amino acids. Gene Ontology annotation, molecular function: guanylate cyclase activity; heme binding. Gene Ontology annotation, biological process: response to oxygen levels; cGMP biosynthetic process. Lineage: Eukaryota; Metazoa; Chordata; Actinopteri; Cypriniformes; Nemacheilidae.